AUGGCUGUGUAUCUGCAUUUGUGGUUCAUUUCGACUGUUUACUUUGGAUUCACGGAGUUGAGCAUGGAUUGGAGCAAAGGUGAGGUUUUCCUCACACUUUUGUACUUCAUGACGGCCGUUGGAAUUGUCCAGAUGCUGAUAAAAUCCUACAUUUCGACCUACUUGCACGAGCACUACAUGAAGCUCAUCGCGUGGAUGAAGAGUCAGUACACUGAAGUCAAAGUGCAAGGUUUGAUGAGAGAAAUAGUCGAAAGAAAUCUUCAUGCAGCCUUCAAGCAAUCUAGAAUGAUUAUUUUGAUGUACAUUGGAGUGUUCGGAAUGGCUCCGCUGGGCUACAUGGCGACUGUCAUAUUGCGACAAGGAUUGCAUGCAGUCAUCAUUAUUCCCUUCAUAUCCUACGAUCAUCCAAGCGCGAAACUGAUUUACUACUCAGUCGAAUUUCCUUACACACUCUUGGCAGGAAUCUUGAGCGGAGUUGGAGAUUCUACAACAAUAAUUGCAGGAAUUCACAUCAUGAAAGCCGUUGACACUAUCAAUGAUCUGAUUAGACUGUUGGAUGACAAAGACAAGGCGAAUCAGUGUCCGAAUAUCCUCAUCGUGAUCUACAAGAAGCACUCGGAGAUCAUAAAGAUGCUCUCCACUCUCAAUGAGAUCAUGUAUCUCAUAUCUCUGAUUCAACUCUUCACGAGCACCUUCAUGUUCCUGGUUUUGUUCACGUCCGCACGCACGCAGCCCAUGGAAAUGGUGUUUUAUCUCUUUCAGCUCUGCGUGAUUUCCCAACUCUUCCUCCUGUGCGCCUUCGGGGAAGUGAUUUUCUCGAAAACUCAGGUGAUUUUCACACAACUCUAUCUCACGAAGUGGUACGACAUGAGCCUGAGCAAUCAGAAAGCCAUCCUCAUGAUGAUGCGAAUGUCCGAGGCGCCGUACGGACUCAAGGCUGGCGGAAUGUUUGACAUCAAUAUGUACACGUUUAUUCAGAUUGUUAAAAUGGCAAUUUCCUACUGUGCCAUCAUAAUUACGCUGGCGUAA
Molecule: messenger RNA, 1029 nt
Organism: Phlebotomus argentipes
Lineage: Eukaryota; Metazoa; Arthropoda; Insecta; Diptera; Psychodidae
Product: odorant receptor 85b-like
Exons: 4
Coding region: 1-1029 (342 amino acids)
Biological process (GO): sensory perception of smell; detection of chemical stimulus involved in sensory perception of smell
Cellular component (GO): plasma membrane
Molecular function (GO): odorant binding; olfactory receptor activity
Source: RefSeq, a predicted model, not a curated record